CUUGUUGCUCAUUUCGCCGCUCAGUCGCCGACGGGUGGUGGGCGUUUUUUCGGCGGACGUACUCGCUCGCGGCUCAGCAGCCCGAUCGAAGAUAGCACCGGUGGUACCGAUCCUCCGCCUCGAUCACCUUCGCGCCGUUCAGCCCGAAAAAGAAGAACGCAGCAGCCAAGACCACGUACGAUGGCAUCCGCCGCGACCGCUUGUGUUGUCCUUGUGGUGCUGCUUCACCUUGCAGCAUGCCAGCAGCAGGGUGCCAUUCCGUACCUGCCUUCGGAUUUCAGAAUGAACGUGAUGUUCAAGUCCUGGUUCGAUGACAAGCUCUACUCCUUCACGGUGGCCUACACCCGCCAGGGCCAGGGCCUGGGGAACCGCCUGUACGUGUCCCGGAUGUCGCAGGGCAUCAGCUACAUCAAGCUGUACGACUUCGACAGCGACGUCCUCUACGUGGCCGACGGCGCGACGAGGCAGUGCCAGGUGACCAAGGGCAUUCCGGACUCCGAGAAGGACGACCCCUACUUCCCGGUGGCAUUCCGUGCAGCCGCCAAAGGAGGCAAGGUCUUCGACCAGCCCGCCUCGCUGAUACGCUUCGCGGGAGGUGACCAGAAACGGACGCAAGGAACACCCAUCGAUGCGGACGAGUUCAGGACGAACGUCACUGUCAAAAUCCAAGGGAUGAGCUACCUAUGCACCACCACUAUCGUCUGGAGCAAGAACGGUGCCGUCACUCCGAAGUGCGACAACAAGGUUGCCAACAAAGGCUUUUGCCCUCCCGUGCCACUGGAUGCCCUUGUGACGUGUGGCGAAGACAAAGCCAUUCGCUACACCUUCGCCGACUACGAGGAGAACCUUGACUACACCAUCUUCGAGGAACCCGUUGGAUUCUUUUGCGCCGGAGCCGAGAGGACGCAGCUUCCCGAACUUCCACGGGUGUUCUCGUUCUCGGCCGAGACCAAGGUGGCCGACAGCCAGGACAUCCAGAAAAGCAAGGUGUGGUGCAAUCUGCCCAGCUUCCUGGUGGCCCGGGAAACGUACAACGAAGAUGCGAACACGCCAGUCUUGAGGAGCGUCUUCGACUACGUCACGGGCAUGAAGUACUUCAUCGCUCCCAACACGGGCAAGUGCCAAGCCUUCGUGAUGGAGAAGGAAGAGCUGGAUAUCCCGGAACCGUUGUCCCUGGUCUGGGGAGCGAAACGCAACUACGCCUUUCAAAAGGCCGGAGAGAGACGCUGCCGCUCCUGGAACUGCGCCGUCUACGCCGGCAUGGACGACGCCAGCGCAGCUCCCGAGAAGGCCGUGGUGUCCAACCUCUACUAUGCCUAUGAAAACGAGUUGAAAGAAGCUACGCUUCCCGUUUUCAUGGAACUCUUCGACGAAGUCAAGGGUGGUGACGUCAUCGAGAGGCGGCACAUCUUCGAGUACGAGACGGACUUGAGGGACUGGUCGCCGUUCGACACCGGGGCCUGCUUUCAUCCCCACGAAAUCAAGAUGCUCAUUCUCAGCGUACAAGGAAACUCCGACUUUGGUCCCGGCAAGGGCACCCGAGACGAUUUGGCCAAUGCGUUCAGGAUACAGCUGAGACAGACCAUGGGCAUCGCCCAGGACAUACGACUGAGCCGCGUCUCCGUGUUUCCUCGGGGCAAUGACCGCCUGAUGGUCAUCGCACGCCUGCUGCCUGCGGCCAACACUGACCACAUUAUGGUAACGGACCCCACGGUGGACGAGGCUACCAAGAAGCUAAACGAGACCGUGAACGCGGGAAGCUUCAAGGUGUUGCUCAACGUCACUGGCUCCGACCAGAAACCCGAGUACAUCGCCACGCAGCUGACCUCUCGGUUCGUAGCCGCAGCACCCGACGCUUCGUCCAAAGGAUACUCUAGCGGAAGCAUGGCGGCCCUGGGCAUCAUGAUGCUUCUGCUGGGCGCUGCCCUCGCUAUGGGCGCGGUCUUUCUGGCAGCGCGGAGGUACCCGCGCAGCACCAUGACUACCAUGCUGCUGCAACCGACGAGCACCGCCGACAACUAGAGCCCCAGCCACCGCAUUACGUCACGUCUACACUGCGCGCUUAACGCCGUACAGACCAGAGCGCCGUGAACCAGAACGUAUCACCGUUCACACUUGACAGCGCAAGCGGCCGUGUGACGUGUCGUGAACGCCGCCGCGACGCAACUUUGUCUGGGGUGUGGACUCGGGAGAUUGUCGCAGUGCGCGAGACUCGAGAAAUACCAUUCGUGGGCUGCCGCGUCACGUGACGCACCAUGAGACUGUCGUCAUCGUCAUCAUUUGCCUAUACGCAUGCUCCGUCGCACCAACUCUGUGCAGUGCAGCGUAUGGGGCUCGUAUGUACCCGUCAAGCUGCCUUGUCGGCAGCCUUUUCUUUUCACCCCUCCAUGUACAUUGAUACAUAAAUACAUUGAUUGAUUGGUUGGUUG
Messenger RNA from Dermacentor andersoni, 2429 nucleotides. RefSeq lists its product as uncharacterized. The record is from RefSeq and is a predicted model, not a curated record. NCBI's taxonomy places the organism in Eukaryota, Metazoa, Arthropoda, Arachnida, Ixodida, Ixodidae.